AAAAUAUCCAUACCAUCCUAAUCUAAAUGCGAUUAGAACUCUGGCUGUAUUGAGGUAAGAGAGAAAGAACGGUGUAAUGUUCGAGCGACGAGUUUAAUUUAUAUCUAGCGAAAUAUUAUUCAUUGAAACAAGAAAUUUCAUUGGUUGUUUGAGUUUGUAAAUUGGGGGAAGGAGUUUAUUUACCUCAUCUUUGAAGAGAAUCUGCAAAAAUAACAAUAGCUUAGCUUCAAAUAUUUUCUGUAUCUUUAAAAAUGUUUCUUCACUUAUCAGGAAAUAUUUAUCCACAGCAGAACUUGAAACUGCGAAAAGUCGCCGCUAAUGGUUUAUUAUUUUCACUUUGCAAAAGCAAUUCCACUGGAACCACCAGUCUUCAUUGGAUUGCGGAGUAAAUCGGAUGCGUAGACCUCCCGUAAAUAUUUUUAUAAUCUACUGCUGCAGUCGCACAAGUCCCUAGUUCAUAUCCUUAGAAAACCUAGUUGUUGUCAACUCUGAGCAAGUAGUAGAUAAACAAAAUAAUACUUCUGAACGGAAGGGUUCGCCCUUCCAAACAUGUGCCUCUUCUAACAGACAUAGACUCUCAACAUCCUUCAAAAAUGAUUAAUGAAGCGGAGUUGUUAUGAAAACAAGGAGUUUCUAUUUCCAGUGUAAGAACCUGGAUUACACAUUUAUAUCUUGAACAUUUGUUGAUUCAACACUUUAAGAUAAGAAAGAUAAAGACUGCAGCAGCAGCAGCAGCAGCAGCAACGGCAGAUAAAACGAAGCAUUUAUUGGCUUUGCAAAGCUACUAGGAAAAGAGUUUUGAAAAAUAAAGAAAAUAAAGUAAACGAAGAAAAAAAAAAGUUUGAAAGUCUCAGCAAAUUUUGUGAAGCAAGCCUAAACCUACAACUUCUAUUAUUACUACAACUACUACUAAUAGUACAUACCUGUGCUGGAAGUUCAGAGAUCUAAUUUGAUGAGAUCACGAGUUAAGAUGCUGCUCCAAGUUAAAUCUGAACAUUGUUCAUGACACUGAACGUAUAGUUCAAAUAUCGAUACAGUCAUUUAGCAUUAUAUAUAUAUAUAUAUAUAUAUAUAUAUAUAUAUAUAUAUAUAUAUUCAUGAAAGAUUCAACUGGAAUAGGCUUAUAUUUAACCCUAUUAAACACAGAAAUAUAGCACAAUAUACGUUAUAUAACAAACACACGUAUAAUAUACAAUAUCCAUACAUUUACUUAUGUAAAGAUAUAUGUAUGUGUGUGUGUGUGUAUGUAUGUAUGUUGGUGAGAUUCAACAGAAAUAGGCUUAUAUAUAAGCCUAUUAGGCAUAGAAAUAUAGCACAAUAUACGUCAUACAUGCAUUAAACGCAUUACAUAUGUAUGUAAAAUUAAAUAAUAUAUAUUUAUUUAUCUAUAAUUGAAAUAUAAAGGAAGGCUAAAAAGUGAAUCGGACUUCCUACCGUCCAAAAGGUUUUGUCGAGGCCUUUUUUCCCCACAAUCAUUUUCUAUUGAACUUGACUUUGUAUCAAAGGAAAUCAUGUCUGCCAAUGGAAACCAAGGAUUACCGGGCUCGAUCGAUUUUCUACCAGAGGGCUGUAAUGUCACAGAAGAUGACAUCCUGAUAAAAAGCUCCGUACAAGGACUGUACGAAUUCAGCGAACGCUACGCCGAGAUACACGGAUAUGUGAGCGCCAUAGUAUGUACUUUCGGUUUCAUGGCGAAUUUGGCAAACAUUGUGUGCCUAACUCGGCGCAAUAUGAUCUCACCGACCAAUUUAAUCUUGACGUGGCUUGCCGUAGCUGAUAUGUUGACGAUGAUGUCUUAUUUCCCAUUUGCCCUUCAUUUCUACAUUCUCCGUGACAGAGACAUUCCACGUUUGCACACACGUAGCUACGGCUGGAUUGUGCUCUUAUUAUUCCAUGCCAAUUUUACCAUUGUAACACACACCAUUGCCAUUGGACUUACUAUAGCAUUGGCAAUAUUUCGAUAUAUAUACAUUUGUUUUCCCAUCAGGGGCAGUGAACUUUGCAGCAUAAAACGCUCCAAGCAGACCAUUUUAAUUGUACACCUGAGCACUAUAGUCGUUUGUAUUCCAAACUAUAUUUUAAAUACCAUCGAAGAGUCUCCUCCAACCGGCCACGUUUACAGAUAUGUUCCCACAAGAAGUAACCUCUCUGAACUGAGCAACGUCAGUUCGAUUCCCAGUCAGGAAUACAGUUACAAGAUAGGUACGAGCAGCUAUAUGUUUUCGCACAUCAUUCAAACUAUAAACAAUUGGGUGCAGGCCAUUCUCAUCAAGCUGGUGCCGUGUGUCACUCUUACCAUUCUUACUAUCAUGCUCAUUGUGGUGAUGCAUAAAGCCUACAAAAAGAGAAUGAAGCUGAAGUCUCAAGGACGCAAAGAUGAAUCGGACCGCCAUGGAGAACACAAUCGAACCACAGGAAUGCUAUUGGCGGUUGUAAUGCUGUUUCUAUUGACUGAACUACCGCAAGGAAUACUAACACUUCUAAGUAGCUUCAUCGACAACUUUUUCCCCUGCGUUUACAUGCCUCUUGGAGACGUCCUUGAUAUCAUGGCACUCUGUAAUAAUGCUAUUAAUUUUGUACUCUACUGUACUAUGAGUCGCCAGUUCCGCGAGACAUUCGUGGCGACGUUCUUCAACUGCUGUCCGCAAAGACCAGGUUGGUUGAAGUUGAAGCUCAUUACGGCCACUCAGUCUAGUAAUACAGCCACAACAGUAAAUAACCAUAGCAACAACACAAAGACGACUAACGUGUAAAAUUUUCAUUUUCAGAAAUACACAAAAUAUGGAAAAAUGAAUGAAAUAAAAUAAAGUACUAUAGAAGUAAUGUGGAAACAAUGUGAAAACUGUACAAUCUGGAAAAUAAUAAAUGUAGAUGGAGAAAGAAAAGAAAUAUGCCCAUUGGCUUAAAGUGACUAUACCGUGACGAGGGAAAUCCACCCUCUGAAUAUCACACAUUAUAUAUAGAGAGACAAUUGAGAGAUAUGCCACUGAGAUAUAUCAUACAUAUUUCAAAUAUCAGAAAAUAUUACUAACUUCAGCAUAUUCUGACUACAAUAUUUAUCGAAAGAAGAUCAUUACGAUUAACUACUCAAGUAACACAGCCACAACAGUGAAUAACGAUAGCAAGGUGACCAACGUUUAAUUUCUAAAUUCUAAAAAGAAUAAAGUUUAACAAUGAAUAAAAUACAGAAACAAAUCAUAUAAAAUGAUAAUUUGGGUGGCGAAAACGAAAAGAGGAAUAAGAAUGGUCAUUACCUCACAUUGAUAUCUUGUUGCGAGCAGUUUGACCAUUGAGGGUAAAACAAAUAUGAUCACAGAAUAUUGAAAUGUAUGCCACUAAGAAGAUAUGUGAUCAAUAUCUUAAACGUUUGAAUUUAGUGUACAAUAACUUCACCACGAUGUAACAGUACAAGAACUAAAAUGUACACAUGUACACAGUGUUAGUAGUUUAUAUAUAUAUAGACAUACAGAUAUAUAUAUACAUAUAUAUAUAUAUAUAUAUAUACACACACAUAAACACACAUAUAAACACGUAUAUACAUACAUAUAUACACAUAUAAACACGUAUAUACAUAUACACAUACAUAUAUUUAUAUAAAUACAUAUAUAUAUACACACACACACACAUACAGAUAUACAGAUAUCUAUGCAUAUAUAGAUAUAUAUAUACAGAUAUGCAUAUACACAUAUGCAUAUAUACAUAUAUAUAUAUAUAUAUAUAUAUACACACACACAUACAUACAUACAUACACACGAAAUCCUAUUAACAUUUAUUAAGAAACAAACCCUGAGUUUUCAAUAAUGAUGCCAAGAGAAUGACUUCUGAGAUAUUUUUUGUAUGAUGAUGUUAUUAUAUACUCCCCACCCCAACCACACGUCCAUUCCAUUGCAUAUUUACAGGCAGUAAAAAAUUUUUACAAUGACAAACACAUGCAUAAAAGACAAAUAUAUACGCAUUAAAACGUAAGAUAAUAUUAUACAAACACUAUAAACACACCAUAGAGUAAUGCACACACACACACGCAUUAUAUAUAUACGUGUGUGUAUGUGUGUAUGUGCGUGUGUAUUGUGUAGUGGCGUACAAGCGCGCACACUAAUGUAAAAUAAAUUCCCCUUCAAUACAAACAUUUUAAUGUAAUACAUACAAAUAGCCAUACAUAUUAAAAGAACAAUUAGGUCUAGCUGUAGGAUAUUGGAAGGAGAAAACAAUCUUAAAUGCUUAUCACUGAAUUGUAUAACUCCUUACUUUCGCUAAGUCAAGUGUAACCGAGAAAAAGUUCUUUAUAUCUGCAUGUGUAUACAUGUAUAUGUAAACACACAUUAUAUAUAAACAAUGCCAUAUUCUUAUUUAUACAACAUAAUACACACACACACACACACACACGUAAAGAUGCACAGAGAUAGGGGAAUAAUCAUAAGAUCGACAUGCUUUUGUGUGUGUGUGUGUGUGUGUGUGUGUAUGUAUGUAUAUAUAUAUACACAGACAUAUAUAGAUGUGUGUGUGUGUGUGCAUGUCUGUGUAAUAGAUAUAUAAAAUAUGAUCAUAUAGAUUAACAAACACAGAUGGAAAUACACAUAUUUACACACAAUCUCACAUUUCAAUAUUCAACUAUAAACUUGAUUAAACUAGAGAACAAGACCAUACGAUAUUUAUGAAGAUAAAGAUGUGGAAAGCAAAAUGAUAUAUCAUUCGUGGAAAAUAAACAUGUUACAAGCAAACAAAUUAAAAACAUAUCAAAAGAGAAUUAAACAACAA
Messenger RNA from Octopus bimaculoides (California two-spot octopus), 4755 nucleotides. RefSeq names its product G protein-coupled receptor dmsr-1. The record is from RefSeq and is a predicted model, not a curated record. NCBI's taxonomy places the organism in Eukaryota, Metazoa, Mollusca, Cephalopoda, Octopoda, Octopodidae. Gene Ontology annotation, cellular component: plasma membrane. Gene Ontology annotation, molecular function: G protein-coupled peptide receptor activity. Gene Ontology annotation, biological process: G protein-coupled receptor signaling pathway.